CGCGUUAAAGCCCAAAACCCCAAAACCAGAGAGAGUUUUCGUUAUCGCUAAUUUCCUAAGUUUCUAUAGAGUCUCCAAUUGCCUCGCGCUUCUUCUCACUCUCACGCGCGGGCUUUCGGAGAUUCACGCGCCACCAUGUCUGCCCCACCGACACUCCCCCAAUCCACCAACACAGCCGCCGCAGGCUCUGCAUCUCAGCCUCCCAUAGCCACGCCUGCUUUUCGCUCCUUCAUCUCCCGCAUGUCAUCCUCUCUCCGCCAAGGCUUCUCCCAGCGCCGUCCGUGGACGGAGCUCGCCGAUCGAUCCUCCUUCUCGAAACCGGAAUCCCUAACUGAAGCGUACUCAAGGAUCCGCAAGAACUUCAACUACUUCCGCGUUAACUAUGUAACCCUAAUCGUGUUCGCGGUCGCGGUUUCACUCAUCACGCAUCCGUUUUCGCUUCUCGUCCUCCUCGGACUCCUCGCGUCGUGGUGCUUCCUUUACCUCUUCCGCCCCGCAGACCAGCCGGUGAUUUUCUAUGGCCGCACCUUCAACGACAAGGAAACCCUAGGACUCCUCACCGCGCUCACCAUCUUCGUCGUGUUCCUCACCAGCGUCGGGUCGCUCUUGAUCUCGGCGUCGAUGGUCGGAUUGGCCAUCGUGUGUGCUCACGGCGCGUUUAGAAUGCCGGAAGAUCUGUUUCUCGACGAACAGGAGCCAGGAUCCACCGGACUUCUUUCGUUCCUCGGUGGCGCCGCCACUUCCGCCGCCGCUCCGGUAGUUUCGCGGGUGUAGAGUUUCGGGGAAUCUACAAAGGUUCGCCGCUGGAUCGAAGGUUAUUUUGGUGUUCCGAUAUAAGGCUCUUGGUUGCUGGAAGUAAUUUCUGGUAUUAUUCAUUUGUAUGCGUCUUGAUGUGGCUUCUCCAUGAAGCAACAUAGGAGAUAUUUACCCCAUAAGCCAUAAUUGGCUUGAGUGUAGGGACAUAUAUAUAUAUAUAUAUUUGCCUUUGAGCGUGAUAGAUGUUACAGAAAAUCUGGUUUUGGGGCCUUGUUGGAUUUUGAGUUAGAUGACCUGCUGCAGACUGGCAUUGCCAGAACGUAGAAAUGAUCGGUUUUGUUGGGUAGUUGCCUCCAACAAAUUCUAUAAUCUUUUGUUUUGUUAUUGCCUGGGUUUUGGUAAGAAAAAGUGUCUGUGGUUGUUGGAACCUGGAUGUUGGUUUCUUCUCAUUCUGACUUCUUAAAGAUUAAUGCUAUAUCUUACAAACAUAAA
Molecule: messenger RNA, 1248 nt
Organism: Arachis stenosperma
Lineage: Eukaryota; Viridiplantae; Streptophyta; Magnoliopsida; Fabales; Fabaceae
Product: PRA1 family protein B3-like
Exons: 2
Coding region: 136-774 (212 amino acids)
Biological process (GO): vesicle-mediated transport
Cellular component (GO): Golgi apparatus; endoplasmic reticulum
Source: RefSeq, a predicted model, not a curated record